GCAAGGUGUGUCGGGCGGGGUGGCAUCCUCAGCCACAGUCUGACACUGUGGUUACUACCCGCGCCUCACACGGGCUCAGUCUCCUCCCGCCGCUCUCAGGGGGAUAGUGAUACUCUCCAGCUCUCUCAUCCCGACCCAUUGUUCAAUUCAACACGAUUUAAUCUACCCAAAGCGCUAAGUGUAAGGAGUUGGUGUUGUGUUGUUGUGUCGAGCUAGACCCAAAACGGUCCUUGAUCAGGUGAAUAGUAUUGAUUCGCAGGAACAUUUCCUGCCAAGAGGCUCUCGUCAAGAAACUGUAGAAGACUACGUUGCUGGAUUUACGCCGUCAUCAUGACUGAGUGAAGGAGGAGAAUUAGUAUUUGAGUUGAGUGGAACAUUUGGUGACACAACUUUGGGGAACUUCAACUCUGACACAGAAUGUCUUCUUGGCAGUGACCAUAAUCAGCCAAGGCCAGCCAGUCGACUAAAGGAGGCUGUGAAACGAAGAUCAAGCAUGCAAACAAUUCCACAAGACCAGCGACCUGGCAUCCACAGGGAGCUGAAUCAUGCAGCCUUCCAAGCCAUUAGUAUAGAACAGUGGGAUGACAGAGGUAGCGAACAAAGCAGCUGUGAUCGCAGUCCCCGGCAGACGCCAGCUUGGGUACCCAUACAGACUGUGGUACACCUCAGUAAACUGGUUAGCGGCACAGUGCUUCGUGUCCUAGUACACUUCCUCUACACGGGUACUAUAUUUUGUCGAGAGUGCCACUUGCCAUCCACUGAUCUGAGUGAACUUAAGCAAGCAGCUGAGUUCUUGGAACUUCCAGAGCUUCAAAUGUACGUUACAAAUCUGAUGAAGAAAGAGGAAUUUUUAAAUAAUGACCUCUCUCAACAGUACCUGCAAAUGUUGUGUGGACGAUUGAAAGAGUUGUGUUUAGAGGGCGCCCUUUUCUCUGAUGUGAUGUUCCAACUAGAAGAUGGAACCAUGGCAGCUCACCGUCCGUUACUAAUGGCUCGCUGUGACAUGAUGCACGCAAUGUUCUCAGGAGACUUCAGAGAAAGUAAUGCCAAGGUGAUAACCUUUCCUGGAGUGAAGCAGCGAACCUUUCACAUCUUGCUACAGUACUUGUACACAGACACUAUCCCAACACUCAAGAUUCGUGAGUGUCUCCCCAUUGUAGAGCUCGGCAACCGUUUGUGUCUUCCGCGUCUCAUAUCCUUGGUUGAGAUCGAGAUCAUUGACCUCUUCCAGCGAGUUAUCCAGGCUGGUGGUGAUGUUAGUGAAGACUGUAUUUACCUGCUCGAGCCUCUUCAGAUGCACAAUGCUGACCAGUUAGUUGAGUGGUGCCUGACCUGCAUGGCAACUAAUUACAAUCAUGUCUGUCACAAGCAUACCAAGCAACUCCGUUCACUGCACCCGGAAAACCAAGCCUAUUUGAACAGGCACAGAUGGCCCCCUGUCUGGUACUUAAAGGAUUAUGACUACUAUGAACGAUGUUUGAUGGAACGUCAGAGGGAAGAAAACCCCAUAAAACCACUCAAGCGAUCACGUAACACUGCCGGCUGUCUCUGCUUCACGUCCAAGAGUCGUAGGAGUGCUGAGAAACAAAACUAUCGCACAAUGACCUGGGACACCUUAAACGUGUUGCGGGCUUCUCUGAACCGGGUCAGAAAGUGGACAUCUGCCGGGUCACGAAAUUGAUAUGCAAGAUAUGCACAGACUUCUGCCACCAUUCUUUCAGCUUCCCAAUUUUGUUAUGAGAAGUGAUGCAAAAUUCUUGAGCAACCACUGAGCAACGAGGACAACAAAUUAUUUAAGUUUAAAACUUUGCUAAUUAUGCAGUAAAGUUUUAGUGCAUUUUAAAAUUUUCAGUGCAUUAUUAAGUUUUUCUGACAAUAUUUAUGUUAACAGACAAGUAAUUAUGCAUGCAAUAGUAAAUACCUGAAUAGAUAUACAGUAUAUAUAUAUAUAUAUA
Molecule: messenger RNA, 1955 nt
Organism: Procambarus clarkii (red swamp crayfish)
Lineage: Eukaryota; Metazoa; Arthropoda; Malacostraca; Decapoda; Cambaridae
Source: RefSeq, a predicted model, not a curated record